UUAAUUGACUUUGCGCUAAAAUCGCGUGCGGACGUUCAGAAAACGCGGCGAAUCGUGAAACGUAAAACGGAAAAGUUUUCUAUCUAACUCAAGUCGGUUACAAUUCGCAACGCGCUGCUGCGUCCUGCCCAAAAGGAAGGCACCCAAACUCACACACACACACACAUAGUCGAGAUGGCUCUGGUACCAGCAUCGAACAACAGUACGGAUUGGGAUUAUUGGGAUUAUCGGCGUCGCUUGUGGCGUGAUUGGGAUCUGGCCGCCGACUGGGACUUGCCCUACUGGAAGCGUUUGUCGCGCGUCGGCUCGGCGCCCGAUCUGAGUCGCGUUGUCGUUGGCAAGGAUGGAUUCGAGGCCAAUGUGGAUGUGCAUCAGUUUAAGCCAUACGAGAUAACCGUGAAGACGACCGGCGACACCGUCGUCGUGGAGGCCAAGCACGAGAAGCGCCGCGAUGGCGACAGCUUCGUGGGUCGUCACAUUGUCAAGCGAUUCGUGCUGCCGCGCGGAUACUAUCCCAACGAUGUGCGCUCCGAGCUCUCCUCCGAUGGGAUACUCACCGUGCGCUGUCCUCCCUAUCUGAGCAACGAGCGCAGCGUCUACGUGCGCCAAGUGGGGCCGUCGUACCUGAGCAUUAAGAACUAACACACAGACACACUAACACUCACACACACACACACACACUCACACACAAUCAGAUAGACAGAGAGGAUGUUGUUUUGUUGUUGUUUGUUUUCUGUUGGCGGCACUGCCUUGCGCAAAGCUUUCCAAAAAUGGCACACGAAACGAGAAUUUGUUUACAAAAUUAAUUUAAUUAAUUUAAGAUAUAUUUCGCACAAGCGCUUAACUGAAUGGAAGACAAAUCUGAUUGGACUCUUUUUUUAUUGUAAUUAACCAAAACCGAUUUUAUAGUUCAAUAA
Messenger RNA from Drosophila arizonae, 917 nucleotides. Its product is annotated as heat shock protein 27. Gene Ontology annotation, cellular component: nucleus; cytoplasm. The record is from RefSeq and is a predicted model, not a curated record. NCBI's taxonomy places the organism in Eukaryota, Metazoa, Arthropoda, Insecta, Diptera, Drosophilidae. Gene Ontology annotation, biological process: response to heat; protein refolding.